This is a messenger RNA of Solea solea (common sole), 6837 nucleotides long. Its product is annotated as leucine-rich repeat-containing protein 52-like. The transcript has 2 exons. Gene Ontology annotation, cellular component: voltage-gated potassium channel complex. The record is from RefSeq and is a predicted model, not a curated record. Gene Ontology annotation, molecular function: voltage-gated potassium channel activity; transmembrane transporter binding; potassium channel activator activity. Bases 644 to 1633 code for a protein of 329 amino acids. Lineage: Eukaryota; Metazoa; Chordata; Actinopteri; Pleuronectiformes; Soleidae.
CACUCUCACAGAGCUGCGUGAGCGCAGUGGAGAGAAGGACACACAUUCCACAGCGCUCGUGUAACAAAAAAAAAAGAAAAAAGACACAGCCUGCUGGACAGAGGGAGACAUCAGACCCACGCACACUCACACAGACACUCAUAUAAUUAGGGACACACGUGUGAGCGCGCAGCGUCUCCUGCCACCGAGAGUCCACAUCCAGGAUUCGGGAGGAUUUUUGCGCACGCCGUGUCAUUUGUUUUGAAAGUAAAGCAGCCAUGCACUCAGCCGGCGACAACUAAUUCACCAAAAUGACUCACCGAGGGAACGGAAGACUGCGUUCGUGGGUUGCUGUGGCGGAACAGCGUCCGUUAAGCUGCGUGAUUCUCACCCACAGAGGGUCACCUUCUGGAACCAUGUCUUGUGGCGACGUGCGUGGCGCGCCAGCGUGCGUGUGAGUGACUGACUGACCGAUAGUCUUUUGCGAGAGGAAGAGAGGCUGGAUAAACACAGCAGACCGGAUUUCAGGCAGCGACAGCCACACACUGAGAGAAGCCGCCUCUCGUCUCUCCCAGCCCCGCAGACACAUGCAGGAUGUGCGGGGAGCGCCGGCGAGUCCUGGUCCAGCUCAACCCGGGUUCAUGACGCGCUGGGCGGCCUCGUCAUGCGUCUCCUGCCCGAGCCCAGCGCUCAAUCCCUCCGGCUCCUCUUCCUCUUUAUCUUUGUGAUGGGGGUGGCCCCGUCGCCGGUUCUCACAGCCGGCUGUCCAGACAGAUGCGUGUGCGACGACCAGCUGGUAGUCCAGUGCGCCGGGCAGGAGCUCACCCAGUUCCCCAAUGACCUGCCGCUGGCCACCCGGCAGCUCAUCAUCUCCAACAACCGCAUCGGGGACCUGCCGGCGCUGCAGCUCAACUACCUGUCCGACCUGGUGUAUCUGGACUGCAGCAACAACUCUCUGAGCGAGAUCUCCGAGUCCACCUUCGGGAACUUGCGCAAACUCGCCUACCUGGACUUGUCUUUUAACAUCCUGCUGCAGAUCGAGGACCGGACGUUCGGCCCGCUGGCGUCUCUGGUGAUGCUCCGGCUGACGGAUAACCCGAGUCUGGCUGAGAUCCACUCGGACGCCUUCUCGGAGAACAUGGCUCUGCAGGUGCUGGAUGUGAGCCGGAACAACCUGACCACCCUGAACAUCAGCAGCCUCAUCGCUUUGCCUGCUCUGCGCUCUCUCGGGCUCAGCGGUAACCCGUGGAGGUGCGACUGUGACACGGAGGACCUGUGUCUGUGGGUGCAGAUCGAGGGCUUCAAAUUCCAGGAUGAAGGCCAGACGGUCUGCCACAGUCCCCCAGAGCUGGCAGGCCAGCGGUUGGCGGAGGUUGGCAUGCAGCUGCGGGCAGACUGCCACCAAGGCCUGGGCUACUGGGACUACCUCUUCUUCAUCGCCAUUGGCUUCGUCAUCUUCUCAGCUGGCACGGUGUCAGCGUGGGUGAUGGGAGUGCUCAUGGUGCUCUACGAGCGCUACAGCAAGCGGAAGGGCGAGCAGCUGGACAGCGAUGAUGAGGACGAGAGGGGUGGGAUGGGCGGAGGAGGAGGAGGAGGUUGCAGCGGCGGGAACCAGGGGAAUGGGGAUCUGAGUAAGCCUGGCAUGCAGGUGUGACACACUGAUGUGAACAGGACGAGAGAAACGAGGGAGAGGAGGAACCGGAAGUGACAAGACUCUGAGACCAAAGGCAAUGAACCAAGAUCUGACUGUCUCUCUUUGUUAUUGAUAUAGAUGUGGCAAUACGCUCUUCUUCAUAUUGGGGCUGAAAGUCAGUGUGUGAUGGUGUGUGUGCGUGUGUGUGUGUGUGUGUGUGCAUGAGAGCGAGAGAGCGAAGCAGAGAAAGAAGUGGAGACACACAGAGACCGCAAUAAUGACUAUGACUAUGCCUGAAUUUCAGGAAUACAGACUGACCUCUGAGAUUAUUGAGAGCAAUAACCCCCCCACACACACACAGCUACACACACCUAACCCACUCACACACACACUGUCCGUCUCAGCAAAGAUAUUCUACAGAGCUGGAUUCCCUGAGUGGGAGGAUGAACCUGCACACAUCAUGAAGUGCUCCUGAGUAUCACCAUAAAUGAUGAUUAUAAAAAAACACACACACACACACACACACACACAAAUACAAAAACGCACACAUGAGACAUUAGGGGUCACAAAGAGAGUGAUGCCUUCGCUCAACGUAGUAAAUACUGGUAUAAAAACAAGUUAUUUUGUGAAGUACUGCACAUUUAGGAUCAUUGCAGUUUGAACAUUGACAGAAGAUAUUGUAAGAAUGAGUGAAGUAUAACCUCACAAGAGUUAUGGUUAUAGAAUAACAGUUUAGAGACUUGGUUCCAUGUGAGCUGCUAAAAUGUGGAGUUUCUGAAUACAAGCUUUAGUGAGUACAUCCGCUUUUGUUGUUUGUGUCCUGGUACACAUGCAAAUAACACAGUGACAGUUUUACAUGUUAAGACUGACUGACUGUCAUUUAUUUUAUAUACACAACACUUCAGCUUUAUCCAUUUAUGUGCUUGAAUGUAAACCUAAUUGUGUUUAUUUAUAAGAAAACUACACAGGACAAAGACCAACAUCCCCCUCAAACUUUUUUAACAACUUCCGUCCUCCAUGUGACGUCAGUGUGGAGUUUAUGCUUCAUCCACACUAGUAAAAUUUGGUUUGAAUUCCCUAUAAGUAAUCUGCUUCCAUACCAAAAAUGGUGAAAAUCCAGGUCAGGGUUUCCGUUUAUUAGACAAAUGGCCAAAUAACUCUAAAGUGAGUGUUAAUUUAACACAUUUAAGGCAUGUAUAGUUCAGCGUUUUCCAACUAUAGAGGCUCUGGACUAGUGUGUAGCACAAAUAUUAACCAAAUCAUGCGCAAAGGAAAAUACAAAUGAAUGCAAAUCUCUGUUCACUACUCUUACAUGCAACGGUUAGGAGCUGCGGUCACAGGCUUCAUGUAAAUCCUGAUUUACCUGCUGUCACAGGUUUGUGUUUAUCCACAAAUUUAACGUGCAGAUUGGGGUUAGGUUGAUGAGAGAUUGUAAAAUGACCAUAGGGGUGAUAGAUUGAUCUAUGGUUGGGUGUGUACCUUGUUUUUCAGCAGUGAUUAGCUCCAGCUCCCUCCCAUGACCCUGCAAGGAUAAGCUGGAUGAUGGAUGGAUAAUGUGGUCAGAGGGGGAAAUAGACUGGAAACUUUCACCCAGAAACAACUGCAUUUCAGUGUGGUGUGGUCUUCUGCUGCUGAAGCUCAUAUCUGCAUGUUUCUCACCCCCCACACCAGACGCAGUUGUAGAAGUAGGGUCCGCUCACGGUGGCUGCAAAGUAGGACAUGUAGUGUCAGAGUCACACAACUAACGACAAUGUUACGUCGUGUGACUGGAAGCCUCGCUUGGUUGCCCUCGCGAUAAAGUUGUGCAUACACAGUCUGAAGCCCGGGGCUGUCAGAGUGGAAGUAAGCCUCUGGAGUCGUAUGGAGUAGUGUGUUGUGUUCAUGUUUGCAUGAUUCUCUCUGUGUGUGUGUGUGUGUGUGUGUGUGUGUGUGUUUAAUGGGGCCACAGCACGGACGAGUGAUUCACGAGCUCAGACGGAUCCAAACCGUUCCUCCUUUAUCGUGAGUCGCUUCUCUCCCGUCCGUCACAGGAACGGACAGGUGUGUAGUGGAGGUGAUAAACGACAAACUCCACACAGAGACGGGGCGGAGAAAGAGUUGGGUCACAAUCAGAGGCAGGAAUUUAUCGUGACUGACACACACAGCAGCUUUAUUGAAAGAGUGAUUGAUAGCUGGGCCUUUAUUCAUUUGCCCCUGAUGAAUGAUAACUCUCCAGAGGGAAUGGCAGGAAGUGUGUGCCAGCGGAUGUGAGAAUGUGUGCACAUUUAAAGUGGAAACGAAGCACAGAACAAUAUGACUUUUUUUGGCAAGAUUCAGCACAACAAUCAAACUUUGUAUUAAAUUAUACUUGCUCAAACAAAAGGGUCAUAUUUUACACUUUUCAAUUUAGCAGUAGGGCACAGCUCUGUCCAUUUGUUUGGUAGCAGUUGCUGUUGUACGUUUGACAAAUGGAUGUUUCUGAGGAAAGAAAGGGAGACACUGAGAGACAAACCUGAGGAGAGUCCCUUUUUUUAAUUGUUUGAAUGAGUUUUUCCACAAUAAAGAGGGUGCUGAACUCUUUUAUUGUCGUAUCUCGUCUAUGAGGACACAGCAGCUGAAAGCUACUGUAGCUACAAACAGUAGUCAGAUGUCAUGACAUCAGUCUUUGGCAAGUGCUGGCGAUUAGUGUGGCCAUACGUCCAGAUUUAGGCAUCUGGCGUAGCCUCCAGUCGGACACUCAGUUGCCCUUCUUUUUGGAGUUGCACUGGAACGCAGCAUCACCUCCAAUGCCCUAAGAUCUAUGGUCUAAGAAAUAAUUGGCCAAAAGUGGUGUUGAUCAAAUAUUACGUCUGAUAUAUCAUUGGUUAAAAACAUAAACAAGGCUUCCAUGUGCUGAAAAGGUGGUGGUGGUGCUGCUGCUGCUGCUGUUUGCUGGCUGCAGCUAAUGUGACAGAAAUUAAACUUAAAAACGUCUUUUAAUUCUGAACGGUAAAAAGACUCCAAGUUUGUGUCAAUUUCAUGAAUUGAAUCAUGAAUCAUGAAUUAAAUAGUCUUGCAAUGAAUAGAGUAUCUCAGAAUCACUGUAUCACCAUAGCAAUGGUGUCAUAGACAAAAUUGUAUUGUUGUGUAGUCGUGUGUCCUCCAUUUUGGUGCUCAGGAAAUGACCACAGUACUGGCUGUAGUAGCUGGUAACACCGAAUGCCGAUGCCGUGGAAUUAGCUGCUACCAAAUAAUGAUAGGGUUAGGGUUAGAGAGGAGGUGCUGAUGUCAAAUGUGGCUACAGCUACAAUAGCAGUCUCCUUUUCCCUCCUCAAAAAAAAUUAAUUAAUCAAGCGAUUUCUACCAAAAAGAUGGCUGAACCCUACUGGCAAAAAACUGAAAUGUGACAUAAAAAAAAAAAGAAUAUCUACGUCUUUUAGGGCCAAACCGAAAUGAAAAAAAUAUUUGUAAUAUUACGAGAAUAAAUUUGUGAUAUUACAAUAAUAAACUCAUAAUAUUAAAAAAAGUCGUAAUAUUGCAAGAAUAAAGCCAUUAUUAAUCAAGCAAAGAUGAUCGGCUGCAACCUGCGACAAGAUGAGAAACGCGGAGCAAUUACAAUAAUAUUGUAAUAUUACGACUUUAUUCUCAUAAUAUCACGACUUUAUUCUCAAACGAGUCAUUUUUAUUUCUUUGUUGUUUGGCCUUAAUACUCAAUAAUAAUAAAUCUUAAUAAGAAUUUGCCCUAAAAUGAAAAUAAAUCACAUUCUCACUGCUUCACCUCUACUAUGUGAUCAUUUAGAGUUGGUCAAAUCCCACACUCACACACAGAGGCUCACUAACAUACACAGUAAAACUCAAGGGCACAGUUAAAGUCGAAGCGCUGAACAUUAACACCCCUGUUUUGGUCUCUCACCACGCAUCACUACACACUCCUUAUCCUCGCCCCAUCCUCGUCUGACAUUGUCAUCAGCAUUCACACAAUGCUAACACACACACACACCUGGCCCUAUUAAUUAUGUGCUGAAUCUUUAGGCUGUCAUUAUCAGAUCACUUGUUCAAAGCGCUCAGAGGCGUGCGGAACCUUCUUAUGUUACAUCACGUUCAUGAAAAUGACCUACAGGGGUCACACUAACCCACAGGAGCGUGACCUCACAGCCACAGACCUGAACGUGUCCUCUAAACACAAAGCUUCCUGUUCAGCUAAAUGUCAGUUUUAUGCAGGAGACACAUUUAGAGAUGAUUGGCAGACAGAAAACAUCAGUAUUUAACCAGCGUGUGUGUGUGUGUGUGUGUGUGUGUGUUAUUAGGGGGUCUAUCCUGGCCUGGUGUUAACUCGUCACAGGACAGAACACAGGACAGAGUAAAAAUACCACUGUGUGUGUGUGUGUGUGUGUGUGUGCACAUGUAGGCCGUGUCGCAGCACAGGUUGUUAUCAGCUGUUUCCGAGAGAUCUGGUCACGGCUAUUUACAUUAGUGUCACGUCUGACGGUGAAAUUGGAUUUCCCCGAGGAUGUGGUGUGAAGAAUCAGCGUGAACCUCGGUGUAGACGAGUCGCUGCAGCUGUUGUGAGGAAAGUGUGACAAAGUUUGGGAAAAUCGGCAUGUUGUUGUUCAGAUAAUCACCGUAGGGGACGACUGUGAUUCUGACAUCACGGUUACAGUCAGGUCGUUGUACCUGACUCUUCAUCUAAAUAACACUCCAUAAUGAUGAAAAAUGGUUGACUUUAAAGGGGAAUUCCGGUAUUUUUCGACCUGCACCCUAUGUUUAUAAAUGUGGGUGUAGUGUCCCACCACAGUCGUGUAACCAAACCUAUGCCCUUGCUUACAAUAACAAUCCCAGCCAACAAGCACUUUUCAUGCCCCGUAAGAUUACACUGCAGCCAUCGCGAUCAACUAAACUUUUGAAAAGUACUAUUCAUGAAGACACACACAUUUAUAAACAUAGGGCCCAGGUCGAAAAAUACCGGAUUUCCCCUUUAAUACAAUAAUUGCUAAAAUACAUAUAAUACGUUUUUUUUUUAUUAUUAUUCUUUAUCCUGAACUCCUCACCAGAUUUAACUUGGAUAGACACACUUCUUAUUCUUAGACAUUUAAGACUUUUUUUUAUUAUUAUUUUUUUUUAAGACUUUCUAAUUUAUUCAUUUAUUUAUUUAUUUCCACUUUUGAUCCUUGAGCAAAAACAUGCUUGCUGACAUGAUGAUGAUGAUGAUGAUGUGUCCCAUUCUUGAAGGUGCUCCCUCAUUUGUAGGGUUUGAUUUUGUGACUGUA